Molecule: messenger RNA, 1547 nt
Organism: Pseudo-nitzschia multistriata
Lineage: Eukaryota; Bacillariophyta; Bacillariophyceae; Bacillariales; Bacillariaceae
Source: the annotation of a GenBank genome assembly
AUCAAUCAUGCUGAGAUCGCCGGCUUGUUACAACCAGGGUAYGACUUGCACUUAUUAAUCGUCAAUAAAUCCGGAAGAUACAGCCAAAUAAUGAUCCCAUCCCAUCUAUUGGAUCCAACGAAGAAAAAGAAUGAGCGAUUGAGUCGAACUGUAUUGGGCGUGGCACCCCCCCCACCGCUUCCGUCGCUUUGUGUGACAGGAGCCAUGAGCCGGAUCGGGAAGUAUCGUGUUGCCACUGGAACUUCCAGUUCAGCCAACGAAGACCAGGACAUCGGCAUUCGCAAUGAUAACGGCAACGACGGAAAGAAACUAAUGUGUCCCGCGAAGAAGUACACUAUUCACGACAAUGGCGGUGUCCCCAUAAUCCUGUCCUAUAUCAUCUUCAGACCCAGGCAACUCUACGACCAGAAUAAGCCCCCACUUUUGUGCCUGCACGGAGGUCCAUCGAUUCCAUCGAAUUAUCUCCUGCCUAUCGUGAAUGGCGUAACGGAUCGAACCGUGAUAUUUUACGAUCAAUGGGGGUGUGGAAAGUCCUCGCGUCCGCAAGCACUUACUGAACCAAACUCAAACAAUAAAAACAAUGCGAAGAAGAAAGCCGAGUAUCCUCCCUUCUCAAUUCCGACCAUGGUAGAGCAUUUGCGCCAGCUCAUAGACGAACACUGGAAAUUGAAACGAUUUCAUUUGUUCGGUCAUUCCUUUGGCGGAAUAUUGGCAUACGAGUACCUGUUGGCGAAGACUUGUACACUAGACGAGGAAUUAUCUGGCGGGCGGCAUGCAAGUUGUGUUUCUUCCUUGCUUCUUUCCUCGACGCCCACUUCGGCUUCACUGAUACAAUCAGAAUCAGAACGGCUCUUUCGGAGUCUCACUAGUCAAGAAAAGAGCAAUGGAUGUUCCAUUGAUGGCGGUAAUGGUUGCUGCGAGAAAGACAUCACGGACAAAACUGCAAUUGCAUCCUCUGAGCAACAAAAACAGCAACUGCGCCAGUCGAUGAUGAAGUCGGAGGAAUUCCAACAGACCCACGAGUGUCGACUCGCAGAUUGCCCCCUGGCUCUCAUGGAUGCACUAGGGAACAUGGGGCCUGCACCGUGGAGGGGGAUAGAGGCGAUCCACGGUUACGAAGCAGAAGAAGUCGACGAAUUCCAUCGCAUACCUUCCUUGCUGUUGCGUGGAGAGUACGACUUUUGCACCGAAAGUUGUAUGGCCGGAUGGAGGGAACGACUGGACGGUGAUAACUUUAAGUCGGAAGAAGUGGUUCUAUCGAAUUGUUCCCAUUACGCCAUGUUGGAGGAUGAAAACCAAUUCGGAGCAGAAAUACUAAGAUUCAUUCGAUCGCACGAUGCAGAGGAUUGGCCCUAGAUACAGCAUCCAUGAACUGUGGCGCCAGUGAAAUCGAUCCUGUUGUCUGACACUAUACUUUACUGGGUCAACCGCCYAUGUCUCGAUGUUGGAGUCUAUCCAAAUAUUUGCUGCUGUCUAAAUAUUUUAUUGCGUUCUCUGAUUCAAUGACCCCAUUAGCGCUUUACUUUWAAAAAAUGAUUGGCAUUAGG